Messenger RNA from Eufriesea mexicana, 579 nucleotides. RefSeq names its product adenylate kinase isoenzyme 6 (gene Ak6). Gene Ontology annotation, cellular component: cytoplasm; nucleus. The record is from RefSeq and is a predicted model, not a curated record. Gene Ontology annotation, molecular function: ATP binding; AMP kinase activity; ATP hydrolysis activity. The transcript is spliced from 4 exons. Bases 31 to 579 code for a protein of 182 amino acids. Lineage: Eukaryota; Metazoa; Arthropoda; Insecta; Hymenoptera; Apidae.
ACUCGACCCAACACGUGUUACGUUGCAUCAAUGUCCAUGAAGAUGAUCAACAUGAAUAGAAAUUCUCCAAAUAUUUUAGUAACAGGCACACCUGGAGUAGGAAAAAGUUUAAUGUCUCGUACUUUAUCCGAAAAAACCGGAUUAACCUGGAUUGAUGUUAGCAAGUUUGCUAUUGAAAAGGAAUGUCUAGAAGAGUAUGAUGAAGUUUAUCAGUGUCCUAUUUUAGAUGAAGACAAGUUAUUGGAUGAAAUGGAAGGACUUAUGUGUGAAGGUGGAAAAAUUGUUGACUAUCAUGGAGCUGAUUUUUUCCCAGAAAGGUGGUUUGACAUUGUUUUUGUAUUAAGAACAGAUAACACUAUUUUAUAUGAUCGUUUGAGAGAAAGAGGCUAUACAGGGAAAAAGUUAGAAGAUAAUAUUGAUUGUGAAAUAUUUCAAACUAUUCUUGAAGAAGCAAAGUUAGCUUAUAAGGAAGAAAUAGUUCAUGAACUGACAAGCAAUAAUCCAAAUCAAAUUACAGAAAAUGUAAAUAGAAUAUGUCAAUGGAUUGAGCAAUGGACAAUAGAUAAUCAAAAAAAAUAA